Macadamia integrifolia is the source of this 3066-nucleotide messenger RNA. RefSeq lists its product as uncharacterized. Bases 193 to 1917 code for a protein of 574 amino acids. The transcript has 6 exons. The record is from RefSeq and is a predicted model, not a curated record. NCBI's taxonomy places the organism in Eukaryota, Viridiplantae, Streptophyta, Magnoliopsida, Proteales, Proteaceae.
CUUCCAUUUAAGCUGUGUACAUAACCUCGCAGUUCACCGUCUCACUCACUCCCCUGCUAUUCUCUCUUUCUCCGUGUCUGUGAUCCUCGAUGCAGCGUUGAAUCUCAGGUCCAACUAUCCUGUCCAAUUUUACAAGUUUCUCUAUUUUGUCUCCACAAGAUAGACACAGAGAGUAGAUUGCAACUUUAACCAAUGGAAUUAAGGAGCUUCAGCCAUUUGCAUUUUAUUGGGGCAAUUAAGAAUGGUAUGGUGGAGAAAAUCAUCAAUGUAGAUUCUCAUGGAAGACCAGCCUUGAGGCUCAAAACAAUAGAGGCUAUAUAUGAAUCUGAAGAUGCCAAAAAUCUAGGUUCCUGCACAACAUUUCAGCAGCAAGGAAGGGGGUUGAUGAGUUCGCCAUUUGGUUGUGGUGGGGUCAAGAUUGACAGGCCGGUUCUUCUCACAGGUGGCAGAAAAAUCAAAACUGACCCUGAACUGUGUCAUUUAGGCAAGGAUGCUUGUGAUGACAUAAGAAAAGGUGACAUGGAUGAUCUUUGCUAUAGUGAAAUUACAUUAAAACAGCUUAAGGACAGAUGCAAAACAAAGAAAAGGAAACUUCCAAAAUCUGUUGAACUGAAAAAAGAACCAGGCUGUCAUCUAAGUGAAUAUUAUGCAAAAUUGGAACCGAAGGAAGAUGAAUCUGACCUGGACGAAAGUCUCAGCAGUUGGAAAUUAAAGCUGAAAAAAGUAACGGCCAAACGGAAGUGCAUUAAGAAAGAAGUGCAUUCGCCUUCCAAAUCUGCUGUUUCAGUUUCAGCAUCUGAACAAACUCCAAGUUCACCUCAAAGUAUUGGGGAUCUAACUGGAUCCAUUAAAUCUGAGAUUGAGAUUUCAGAAGUGCAUUCACCUUCUAUUUCUGCUGUUUCAGUUUUAGUAUCUGAACAAACUCCAAGUGCCCCUCAAAAUUCACCUCAAAGUACUUUGGAUCUAACUGGAUCCAUUAAAUCUGAGAUCGAGAUUUCAGGACCUGAGUUUUCAGAGUGUCAUAAUUUGGAUGGUUUUACCUUUGGUGCUACUGUCAAUUCCCACUCUGUAGUUGAUAUCAGUGCAAACCGAUCUGAUGAAGUGGCAGGGAUAUGUGAGAGAAGUGAGUUGGCCAUUGGACAAUCAAUUUUUCUUACUACAGAGUCUCGAAGUUGUGUUGUUACAGAAGUUUCAAUCGAAUGCUUGGAUCAAGACAAUUCUCUCUCUUCUCCUGCAAGUUCCACGGCAGGGGAUGUAAUGGAGGACAGUUUUGCCGGGGUGAUCAGUCAAGAAACUCUUUCAGAGGUGAUCAAUCAAGAAAAAAUUUCUUCCCCUGAUUCCGAACUUGAUACAAAUGUUAGCAUUACUCAAUCAAAUCCUAAUGUAAGCCCUAUGGAGGCACUAUCAGUCACCAACAAGCCUGGUUCUGAGACAUGUGGAAGCUAUGAAAGCUAUUCAUUUAUGCAGGGGACAUCAUGUGAAAUGGAUAGCAGCUCUGUGAUGCAUAUGCCUCAUAAGUUGAACCUUGAUGUUGGAUUUAGAUGCACAAAACCUGACUGUGAUGGUGGAUAUAUUUUAAGUAUGGAAACUGGAGAUGGCAGCGAGGAGGAUACCCUUCCUGACCCCAAAACCAAUGCUACAAGAAACUCUGAUGUCCUUUACAUGCCAUUUCAGAAGUCUCAUGAGGACUUUAAUUCUCCUAGUGAUUUUAGUUCUAUUGUUUGUAGUUCACCUACAAUUGAGGUGAAGCAGAAAUCAUCUUUAUCAGUAGAGGGACUGAUGUCUACUGGUGUGGAUACGGGAAAUGAUGGUGACACCAAGGAUGAUAACCUUCCUGAUCCUGAAACCAGUGUUAUGAACAACAGACAUCCUCUACAUCUCAUCUCAGAAUUGUCGUACAUGCUUGAAUCCUUGUAGCUGUUCGGAGGAUUUUAAUUCUGCAACCGAUGAGAAACACUCAUUUACCACAGAAGAGGGAUCAAUGUCUAAUAUUGCUGGGGUAAGAGACUGCUCUGUGAGGGCUGAUCCAUCUGAGUAUACUAGAAGUUGUACAGCCAUGGAAGUAGUUGAGAAUUUCCAUGCUUUGAAGCUGGAUUGUCCUCCAAAAAGGCUCCUUUCAACCAGAAAGGUUUUUUUCAGGCCAUUUCUCCGACUUCUCAGGCAAAGCUGUGUCAAGCUGUGGAUGCCGAGUACUUAAAUGAUGACAUAGGUCUUUCCACUAGGCAAAUGUGCAGCAUGACUGCAUAACUUGUUAGUUCAUAAAGGAAUACUCAAGUCUCCAAAUGUUUCUUCUGCAAUGCCACAAACUGCAACUGAAAGCACGUCUCCCAAUCCUCUUACAGAGAGUGCUAUGGCAUUCUCUCAGCGCCAGAUGCGUGACAUCGAGUGUCUUGCAAUGAAGCUUGUGAAGGAGUUGAAGUGCAUGAAGGACAUCAUAGAAGAAAAACUGCACUCUGAAGUCUAUCCAUCUAAAUCUUUGAAAUAUACUGUAGAUGAGAUGAGAGUAGUGACCCGACAGGGCUGGAGAAGUUGAAGAGACCACAAGAAGGUGGCUUUCCAUGAUGGCAAGAGACUGCAGCCGUUUCUGUAGAAUUAUGAGAUCGUCUGGAAACAAAGCUGCUACUGCUCCAACAUCUAGUUAUGGACUUCACAAGGACAGGAAUAAGAUAGUCUUUGCAGAUGAAGUUGGUGGGCCUCUAUGUCAUGUCAAGGUUUUUGAAGAUCAACUGGCUUCUCUCUGUGGCUCUGAAUGUGACACUGAGAAAUUCUUAGGCAACUCAAACUGAAAGAAUUGCUUCUUGUACAAUACCAUUGUUGAUAUUUAAAAUGCCAAUUUCAUGCUCAAACAGCCCCAGAAGAUCAUUUCUGUAAUUACAACAAGCCUAAGAGCUCUAAGCUUCUUUUAAGGUCUUGUUGCUUCUCACAAGCAUCUUUUUCUACAUUGUUAUUUCAUUGAUUUUAUUUAUUUUGAUGAGCUUGUUAUGUAAUAUUUGAAGCUGCUUGAUAAAGUACUUUGGCCUGCAGCUUAUGGAAGAACUAGAAUAUGUUUUCUGUCUUGAUUCUCAA